CGAUGUCCUACCACAUACAUAUUUUUUCAUCCAACUAAUUCUGCAAGCGUACAAUUUUGUAUUCAGCUGUAGGACUCUUAGAAUUUACAAAUCAUCCAGGCCAGAAAACGCCCAAACCGCAAUGCCGCGCGACUACGACAGAGAUUACAACGAGGAUGCCGCCGACUACAAGCGGAAGCGACGCGACGAGGAGCCAGCGGCUACCGGUGCUCCAGAGACUCCUGAGGCGGAUGGCGGACACACGACCAGCCACGCCGCCCUCCGGGACACGCCCCAGCUAAAUGAGAAGACCAACGCGUAUCUGCAGGAGUGCCUGCUGGAAAAGAAAACGCUCGAGAAGAAGCACAUCAUCACCAAGCGUCUGCUUGACGACGAGGUGGAAAAAAUCUUGGUCAGCGGCCGCAUACCAAAACCCGAGAUCUAUGCCAACGUGUACAGCGAAAAGCCCAUCCGUGUGGCCCAGAAAGUGUUGUUCCCCAUCAAAGAAUACCCCAAGUUCAAUUUUGUUGGCAAGAUCCUGGGCCCCAAGGGCAACACACUGCGUCAGCUGCAGGAAGAGACUAUGUGCAAAAUGGUGGUAAUGGGGCGCAACUCGAUGCGCGACCACGGUAAGGAGGAGGAGCUUCGCAGCUCCGGAAAUCCAAAGUACGCCCAUCUCAGCCGCGAUUUGCAUGUGGAGAUAUCCACAGUGGCGCCACCAGCGGAGGCCUAUCACAGGAUCAGCUAUGCGCUGGGCGAGAUCCGCAAGUUUAUGAUACCAGAUGCCAACGACGAUAUUCGAUUGGAGCAACUACGCGAGAUGGACGGCAAGGAGCGCAUGUACAAGAAGUCUCACCACUAUUCAAAGUCAUAUGGCGAUCAUGGCGCCUACAGUUCCCGCACCCCGCCCCCUGCUUCUUCGAAGCCCAAAGUCUAUUCGAUUCUGGAGAAGGCACGAUAUGUGAUGGACGAUCCCAACUAUGGGAUCGUAAAGACGCACAGAUCACGGGACCACGAGCUAUACGAACACCAUGGAGAAUAUGAUCGCUAUGCCACACCGCCGCCCCAGACAUCGAAGCACUCGACCCACCACGCCCAGUAUGACAGUAGCUCCUACGAGCGCGACUAUAGGCGUGAGUAUCACCCCCACUCGUCCUCCUCUUCCUACGCGGCGGCCUACCCAGCAAAACCAAGCAACGGUCGUUCAUCAUCGUCAUAUCGACCAACCACCUCGGGCUCGGGAUCACAUUCAUCUGCUCACUACGAAACUGGAUCCCGAUCUCGAGAAAGCGUGCGAUAUCGCUCGGCUCCAUAUCCGAAAAUACGUUAACCCAUCGAUUUUCCAAAACACCAAGAAACCAACCCCAACCACAACUACAACAACCACAACUAAACAAAGUUAAGCAUAAUGAAUAAAAUAUAUUCCAACGAAUUAUCAAAAAAAAUGUUUGAAGUCAACAAUCCAACUAUGCACACCUAUUAAAUAUACUAUAUAAACGAAAAUCAAAUAAAAAACGUAACUUUUUAUUCCAAUUAUUGUCCAAUA
This is a messenger RNA of Drosophila yakuba, 1525 nucleotides long. It is a transcript of the gene qkr58E-1, whose product is annotated as KH domain-containing, RNA-binding, signal transduction-associated protein 2. NCBI's taxonomy places the organism in Eukaryota, Metazoa, Arthropoda, Insecta, Diptera, Drosophilidae. The record is from RefSeq and is a predicted model, not a curated record. Bases 122 to 1309 code for a protein of 395 amino acids. The transcript is spliced from 5 exons. Gene Ontology annotation, cellular component: nucleus. Gene Ontology annotation, molecular function: mRNA binding. Gene Ontology annotation, biological process: regulation of alternative mRNA splicing, via spliceosome.